Messenger RNA from Gilbertella persicaria, 222 nucleotides. RefSeq lists its product as uncharacterized. The transcript has 3 exons. Bases 1 to 222 code for a protein of 73 amino acids. The record is from RefSeq and is a predicted model, not a curated record. Lineage: Eukaryota; Fungi; Mucoromycota; Mucoromycetes; Mucorales; Choanephoraceae.
AUGUCCUAUCCUCAACAACCUCCUCAACAGCCUUACUAUUCACCACCACCUGGUCCUCAACAAGGUUAUUAUCCUCCUCAACAGCCCAAUGGUUAUUAUCAACCUCAACCACCACCACAAACUGUCAUUGUUCAACAACCUCAACAGCAACAAAAUGAUGAUUGCUGUUGUGCCUGUUUGUCUGGUAUGCUUUGUUGUUGUUUACUCGAGGACAUCUGUUAG